AUGGAAUAUGUCCAUCUUUUGGGGGGUGCCUUGAAUACAUUCAAAUUGAAUUUCGGUCAUAUUCGGCUCAAUGUCCUUAUCAGUUAUAAGCCCCGUUUGACCAAUACCAAUUUCAGAUCAGGGGUUGGGUUCGGUUCGGUUGAAAAUAUCAAUCAAGAAUAUACUUUCGCGCACUGUACAAAUAUCGAAUCCCUUCAGAGCGGGAGUAAGAUGUUCUUUUAA
Molecule: messenger RNA, 222 nt
Organism: Uncinocarpus reesii 1704
Lineage: Eukaryota; Fungi; Ascomycota; Eurotiomycetes; Onygenales; Onygenaceae
Exons: 2
Coding region: 1-222 (73 amino acids)
Source: RefSeq, a predicted model, not a curated record